AUCAUAUAUAUAUCUCUACCACAACCUUGUAUCUAUCACACCAUCGUUAGUAACUAGCACAAACCACCACCAUAAUGAAGGUAAAAACCUCACAGCCCACCACCAUCUACCCAUCUCAAGCACCUUUCACCGAUGACCACAUCCUCCCUCUCUCCCAUCUCGAUACCGAUCGCAACAUGAACGUCCCAUUUCGUUACGUACGAGCCUAUGCUGCCACCACCCCUCCCCACCACACCGAUCCAUUCGAUGUUAUCACCGCAGCUCUUUCCAAAGCCCUUGUCAAAUACUAUCCAUACACCGGUUCUCUAUGUCGUAAAACUGAUGGCCGGUUUGAGCUACAUUGCAAUGUCCGUGAUGGAGUACAAGUGAUCCCAGCUACCGUUGACUUCCCGUUGAGCUCGGUCAACUACUUAGAUGAUGCUAACGAGGAGUUCAUCGAGUUGCUUGUUCCACAUCCGGAUGAAAAAACACGCUUGAAAAACUUGUUGAUCUUGCAAGUGACCCGGUUUAGUUGUGGAGGGUAUACACUUGGGGCAUGUGUGCACCAUGUGAUGUGUGAUGGGCUUGGAGCUACCUUGUUUUUUAAUGCUAUGGCUGAGAUUGCGAGAGGGAAGGAUCAGGUAACAGUUGAACCGAUUUGGGACCGUUCGAGUUUGUUGGGGCCCAGAGAACCGGCUAGGACGGAGUUUCCGAUUCAGGAGUUUUUGUCUUUGGAUAAAGAGUUUUUGCCAUAUACAGAGAUGAAUGAAGAAGUGGUUAGGGAGUGUUUUAAAGUGAAAGAUAAGUGGUUAGACCAGUUCAAGAGUUUUUUGCAAGAAAAGUCAGGGUUGAGCUUCACCACGUUUGAAGCUUUGGGUGCUUAUCUAUGGCAAGCAAGGGUGAAAGCCUCAAAAGUUCCAAGAGAGGAGAAAGUGAAAUUUGCAUAUGCAGUCAAUAUAAGAAGGGUAGUGAAACCCCCACUGCCGGCAGGAUACUGGGGCAAUGGCUGUGUUCCCAUGUAUGCACAGACCACAGCUGGAGAUUUGAUUGAUAAACCCAUAUGGGAAACUUCAGAACUGAUUAGAAAUAGCAAGAGAAAUGUGAGCAAUGAGUAUGUUCACUCAUUUAUCGAUUACCAGGAGCUAAACUAUGAAAAAGGUAUUAAUGCAGGCAAAAACGUUAGUGCCUUUACUGACUGGAGGCACUUGGGUCAUUCAACUGUUGACUUUGGUUGGGGUGGUCCAGUCACGGUUCUACCCCUGUCCAGGAACCUUCUUGGGAGUGUUGAACCGUGUUUCUUCUUGCCAUAUUCGGAGGCUAGCCAGGGGGAGAAAGAUGGGUUCAAGGUGCUAUUGUAUCUUCGUAAGAAUGCGGUUGCUGGUUUUCAGGGGGAAAUGAAGAAGUUUGGUAACAUGGAGUAUGUGUAGUACCAUUUAUCUUUGUAUAUUUUUUGGCAUAAUAAGUGACUGGCAAGUAGGGAAUUGUUUGGAACCAGUGUUAUGACAGGUACGGUGUAUUCCUUAGCUAUUAUCCCUUUACAGCCAAAUUUAAAAGAUUGUAAGCAUUUUUCCACUCAUUAAACACAUUUGACAUGGUA
Messenger RNA from Erigeron canadensis, 1576 nucleotides. Its product is annotated as 3'-N-debenzoyl-2'-deoxytaxol N-benzoyltransferase. NCBI's taxonomy places the organism in Eukaryota, Viridiplantae, Streptophyta, Magnoliopsida, Asterales, Asteraceae. The record is from RefSeq and is a predicted model, not a curated record. The transcript has 2 exons. Bases 75 to 1406 code for a protein of 443 amino acids.